AUGGCGGGGGUGCUCGGUCGGCGUUUGGGCUUUGCCGUGGCGGUUGUGGUGGCGGCAAGCGGGUGGUCACUGGGUGGAGCUGAUCCCGUCAUUGAGACGGAUGAGAACGGCAACUUGCACAUUCACAACUCGCCGUCCAGUGUCAAACGAAUUCUAUUGAAUGGCGUGGACGUGUUGAAAGAGAUUGAAGAGCUGCGCGUCAUUUGCGGCGUCGACGCCUCAACCACCGCGGCCCCCCUGCCGCCCACGCCGACGCCAGUGGUGUUUGAUGGCCCGGUACACUGCGACCUGAACGGCGUACCCAAUAAUGUCACGCACGUCAACGGCAGCAUCAUCUUUAUCGGGUGCACCGGCUCGCUUGCCUCCCAGCUUCAAGUUUUGCAAACAGUGGCCCGCGUCAGUGGCAAUGUAGAGAUAUCCAAUAACAACGCCUUGCAGACCAUCGAUGGGCUCGAUGAGCUCACUUGGGUUGGAGGCAGCGUGGUAAUUGAGUACAACAGCGCCUUGACCGGAGUUGAUGGCUUGAACAGUCUGGAAACCAUCGGCCAAGAUUUGACCAUCACGCUCAACCCGAAACUGGGUGACCUUGAUGGCCUGGAUCAACUCAGCUCAGUCAACGAUACUUUGAAUAUUCGCGUGAAUAACGGUUUACAAAAUGUCGACGGUCUGAGUCGCCUCACCAAGAUUGGUGGUGCUCUUCACAUAUCGAAUAAUGCUGCGUUGGAAAGCAUCGAGGGACUUGGCUCGCUCGUCGAAGUGGGUGAUACCGUGUCCGUGUGCAGCAAUCCGUCCCUCAACGCCACAAUCGCCGAGAUCAUGCUGGACAAUCUUGGCACAUGCCAGGACUUUAGUGAAGCGUCAUGUCUGUCCUGCUGA
Messenger RNA from Monosiga brevicollis MX1, 876 nucleotides. RefSeq lists its product as uncharacterized. The record is from RefSeq and is a predicted model, not a curated record. The transcript has 6 exons. NCBI's taxonomy places the organism in Eukaryota, Choanoflagellata, Craspedida, Salpingoecidae. Gene Ontology annotation, cellular component: cell wall; plasma membrane. The coding region runs from base 1 to 876 and encodes 291 amino acids.